This is a messenger RNA of Camelina sativa (false flax), 2348 nucleotides long. NCBI's taxonomy places the organism in Eukaryota, Viridiplantae, Streptophyta, Magnoliopsida, Brassicales, Brassicaceae. The record is from RefSeq and is a predicted model, not a curated record.
CCAUGUAUGGACGAAGGGAAAUGUACAAAGUUUUUCCCCAAAAAACAUGUUGAUCAGACAACAGUUGAUAAAGAAGGAUUUCCAGUUUACAGAAGACGGAAAACAAAUCAUUUUGUUAAGAAGAAUGGUUUUAAGUGUGACAAUCGCUAUGUUAUACCAUAUAACAAAGUGUUGUUACUAAGAUAUCGGGCUCAUCUUAAUGUUGAGUGGUGCAACCAAACAGGUUUUAUCAAAUAUUUAUUUAAGUACAUUACUAAAGGGUCUGAUUGUGUCUCAGUAGUUGUUGAGCCAUCUUCGACAGAAAAAGUACAGAACAAGAAAGCUAAAAAAGUAAGAAAGGAGACUCCGGUUCAAAAUACUGAAGGUAGUGGUAAUGUUGAUGAAAUAAAAGAUUACUUAGAUGGCAUGUAAGUAUUUAGAUUAUCUGUAUUAUUUGAUCAUACCUAAUCAGACCAGAAAUUUGACAAAAACUUUAGCACAUGAUAAACGAAUUUAAAAAUGGCAGGUAUGUUUCAGCUUUUGAAGCUGGUUGGAGAAUAUUAAAAAAUCCUAUAACUUACAGAUCUACAUCAGUUCAAAGGUUGUCUUUUCACCUAGAAGGGAAGCACCUAAUAUAUUUCAAGGGUGAUGAUGAAGUAGCAACAAUUUUGGAUAGAGGGGAGUUAGUUAAUUCUAUAUUUCUCGCUUGGUUUGAGUUGAACAAGGUUAGCUCAUUGGCGAAAACAAAAACAUAUGUGCAAUCCCUAAGUUUUUCACAUGGGAUGGGAAGAAAAAGAAGUUUAAUUUAAGAAAGAGACCAGGUACGACGAUUGGAAGGAUUAACUAUGUUCCAAUUGGUUUCGAAGAUGAAUAUUAUCUACGAGUACUUCUCAAUAGUGUCACAGGACCUGAGUGCUUUGAUGACAUUAAAACUGUGGAAGGAGUUGUCUAUGGAACUUACAAAGAGGCAUGUUUUGCUUUAGGGUUGCUAGACAAUGAUCAAGAAUAUAUAGAUGAUAUAGUCCGAACAAGUUUUUGGAGUAUUGGAAACUACUUACGUCGUCUAUUCGCUAUAAUGCUUCAAUCUUUUAGUUUAUCUCAACCAGAAGUUGUUUGGGAAAAAACUUGGUCUCAUUUAACUGAAGAUAUAGAGAUGAGACGGAGAGAAUACUUUAACCGACCAGGUAAAACAUCAAUCUUUAUAAUCAUUAGUGUCUAUUGUGUGAGAGUUAUAAUCUAGGUCUGAUUUUGAAAUUUCUUUUGGAUUUUGUGAAGAUCUUAUUCUAUUCGAUGACGCUAAGCAGAGAUUUGGCUUACAAGAUAUAGACAACAUAUUAAAGAGCAAUGGAACAAGGUUGUCAGCCUUUGCCACAAUGCCUACACUUCCAGAUGAUAUCAUUGAUGAUACUAAUGUGUUGAUUGUUGAUGAUAGAGACUAUGACCGGAAAGAGCAGCAAGAAAAACAUGAUUCAUGGUUAAAGUCUAUGACAGAUGAGCAAAAAAACAUAUACAGAGAAAUCAUGGAAGCAGUGGAUAACGACAUGGGUGGUGUGUUCUUUGUCUAUGGAUUUGGUGGAACUGGUAAAACCUUCCUAUAUAAAACUCUAUCAGCAGGAUUAAGAGUGAGAGGAGAAAUCGUCUUAAACGUUGCGUCCAGUGGCAUUGCUUCUCUAUUGUUAGCAGGUGAAAGGACAACACAUUCUAGGUUCGGAAUUCCAAUAAAUCCGCAUGAAAGUAGUGUUUGUACAAUGAGUCCGGGUUCAGAUCAAGCACAACUGGUGGAAGAAGCAUCUUUGAUAAUAUGGGACGAAGCCCCAAUGAUGAGCAAACAUUGUUUUGAAUCGUUAGAUAGAAGUUUGUCGGAUAUUAUAAAAGGAGCUGGUAAUCGAUCUUUUGGUGGAAAAGUUGUUGUAUUUGGUGGAGAUUUCAGGCAGGUGUUACCCAUCAUCCCAAAUGCAGGAAGAGCAGAAAUAUGUAUGAGUGCACUAAAUGCUUCUUAUCUAUGGAAGCAUUAUAAAGUAUUGAAGUUGACCAAGAAUAUGAGGCUUCUUGCGAAUAAUUUGAGUUCUACAGCAGCUCAAGAUAUAAAGGAUUUCUCAGAAUGGAUACUAAAAGUUGGUGAUGGAAAAAUUUCUGAACCUACUGAUGGUGAAGUGAUGAUAGAUAUCCCUGAAGAGUUUUUAAUCACAACUGCAGAUGAUCCUAUUGAGGUAAUAAACAAGGUAAUAAGCAGAGAGGUUUAUGGAGAUCCUAAAUGUUUGAAAGAUAAUGAUGAUCCUAAAUUUUUUCAAGAAAGAGCAAUCUUAUGUCCGACCAAUGAGAAUGUUGGGAUAAUCAAUGAGUAUAUGCUUGAUCUGCUUGAAGGUUAG